Ipomoea triloba (trilobed morning glory) is the source of this 2428-nucleotide messenger RNA. Its product is annotated as putative elongation factor TypA-like SVR3, chloroplastic. Gene Ontology annotation, molecular function: GTP binding; GTPase activity. The record is from RefSeq and is a predicted model, not a curated record. Gene Ontology annotation, cellular component: cytosol; ribonucleoprotein complex. The coding region runs from base 76 to 2118 and encodes 680 amino acids. The transcript has 14 exons. Lineage: Eukaryota; Viridiplantae; Streptophyta; Magnoliopsida; Solanales; Convolvulaceae.
UCCCUUCCACCCCAAUCUUCUCUGCCCCUCUCUGCACAAUAAACUCUGAGCUUAAGGAAAGGCAGAGAGUGAGAAAUGGAGAUGGCGAUUGGUUCACACUCUUUUAUCACUCCCGCUACUCUCCCUCUGAGAAACCCUAUUCUUGGCACCACAAAAAGCGCUUUCUUGAAAAAUCGUUUCUUUGGGAGCAAGUUGGCUUCUUGUUUGACAGCCAGAGCUCCUUUCCAGCUCUGCUCAGUAAACCCACUGCGGAGUUCUAUCAAAUGCUCUGCUUCUCAGGCCACUGAACUCUCAACUGAGAAGACGAACCAGUUAAUGAGGAGAAGUGACAUAAGGAAUAUAGCAAUUGUGGCUCACGUAGAUCAUGGGAAGACCACACUGGUGGAUGCGAUGUUGAGACAAGCAAAGGUGUUUCGAGACAAUCAGUUUGUACAGGAAAGGAUAAUGGAUUCAAAUGAUCUGGAGCGUGAAAGGGGAAUAACAAUACUUAGCAAAAACACCUCAAUUACUUACAACAAUACAAAAAUAAAUAUUAUCGAUACUCCUGGCCAUUCAGACUUUGGAGGUGAAGUGGAACGCAUCCUUAACAUGGUGGAAGGAGUUCUUUUAGUGGUAGAUUCUGUAGAGGGUCCAAUGCCUCAGACAAGAUUCGUUCUGAAGAAGGCCCUGGAAUUCGGCCAUGCCGUAGUUGUUGUAGUUAAUAAGAUUGACAGGCCUUCUGCUCGCCCAGAUUAUGUUGUCAAUUCCACUUUUGAGUUGUUCAUUGAACUCAAUGCAUCAGAUGAGCAGUGUGAUUUCCAGGUAAUAUAUGCCAGUGGCAUCAAGGGAAAAGCGGGGCUUGAACCUGAAAAUUUGGCAAAUGAUCUUGGGCCACUUUUUGAGUCCAUAAUUAGAUGCAUUCCUGGACCACGUAUUGAAAAAGACGGUGCACUUCAAAUGCUUGCUACAAAUAUUGAAUACGAUGAGCAUAAAGGACGAAUAGCUAUUGGGCGUGUACAUGCUGGAACAUUGAGAAGAGGAAUGGAUGUCCGGAUAUGCACAUCAGAUGAUGAAUGCAGAUUCGGAAGAGUUAGUGAACUUUUCGUGUACGAGAAAUUCAAUAGAGUUCCUGCAGAUAGUGUUGAAGCGGGUGAUAUCUGUGCUGUUUGUGGCAUUGACGAUAUUCAGAUUGGGGAGACUAUCGCAGACAAAAGUAACGGGAAGGCAUUGCCCACCAUAACAGUUGAAGAACCCACAGUGAAAAUGGCGUUUUCAGUCAACAUUUCACCUUUCGUUGGUCGUGAGGGCAAGUAUGUCACGAGUAGAAACUUGAGAGAUCGCUUGUACCGUGAGCUUGAGCGAAAUCUGGCAAUGAAAGUCGAAGAUGGUGAAACUGCGGACACGUUUAUUGUCAGUGGACGGGGAACUUUGCACAUCACCAUAUUGAUUGAGAACAUGCGAAGGGAAGGAUACGAGUUCAUGGUCGGACCUCCCAAAGUUAUCAAUAAAAAAGUGAAUGACAAGUUGCUGGAACCCUUUGAGAUUGCUAUUGUAGAGGUGCCCGAAGAGCACAUGGGGUCCGCGGUGGAACUUCUUGGUAAAAGGCGUGGGCAGAUGUUUGAUAUGCAGGGGGUUGGGUCGGAAGGAACGACUCUUCUCAAAUACAAAAUACCGACCCGUGGUCUUCUCGGACUGCGUAAUGCAAUCUUGACUGCCACUAGAGGAACAGCGAUUCUCAACACUAUUUUCGAUAGCUAUGGACCUUGGGCUGGCGAUAUUUCCACACGGGAUCAGGGUUCAUUGGUUGCGUUCGAGGAUGGAACAAGUACAUCCUAUGCUCUUUCGAGUUCACAAGAACGAGGGCAAAUGUUUAUCGCUCCUGGAGUUGACGUUUAUAAAGGUCAAAUAGUCGGCAUUCAUCAGCGCCCAGGCGACUUGUCUCUGAACGUCUGCAAGAAAAAAGCUGCAACAAACGUUCGUUCUAACAAAGAACAAACAGUGGUUCUCGAUACGCCACUGGAUUAUAGUCUGGAUGAUUGCAUAGAGUACAUACAAGAAGACGAGCUGGUUGAAGUUACUCCGCAGAGUAUCCGGAUGUGCAAGAACCCGAAGAUCACGAUCACGAAGAAGACAAAGUAAAGAUUCACGCAGCUCAAUAAACGAGGACUUCCCGGCUCGUCGUUCCUGCCAUAUAUGCCACUCAAAUGGCAGCAUAGCAGAUUGAUCACACAUGUUGCAUUCUUCACCAAUAUAGAAAUUAUGUGAAGAGGUAUGCAGCAUUGAAAUUCAUAGAUUUAUUACCAUACAAAGGUGUAGUGAAUUUUGGUCAGAUAUAUGAUUGAUGUAUAUAACUGUGACAAUAUGCUAUACUCACAGCUGACAGGAACAAUUGCAUCAAUUGUCAAUUAUAUUCUAUAAAGGAAAUACCAUGUUUAAGGCAUAACAUUCA